CCAACCAACCAAAGUGAAAGCUCUUAGCAACUACUUCACCAUUCUCUUAUCUUCUUAGCGUUUCCAAAGAAAAGAUAGCGUCUUUGUGACUUGUGAGAGAGAAAGCCAUGGCUUUCCAUGCAGUAGCAGGCCUAGUAGCCACCACCAAGCCCAUCCCUUCUCCCUUAGCACCGCCAUCCGGCGUCCCUGCCGGCCUCCGUGCACUGCCGGACCGGUUUGCUCUCCGGUCAGCCUUCUGCUCUCCUUCUCUCCAACUCCUUCUGCCUGGUUCCCGUCCAGAUCCUGGCCGUUUCUCUAUGCGCUUCGUUGCUGCAAAACAAGCUUACAUUUGCCGGGAUUGCGGAUAUAUCUACAAUGAGAGGACUCCAUUUGAGAAAUUACCUGAUAAUUACUUCUGCCCAGUUUGUGGUGCCCGGAAAAGGAGGUUUCGGGCUUACCAACCUGCAGUGGCAAAGAAUGCAAAUGACACAGAUGUUCGCAAGGCUCGGAAGGCACAAUUGAAGAAGGAUGAGACUGUUGGGCAAGCGUUGCCCAUUGCCAUUGUGGUUGGAGUUGCAGCAUUGGCUGGCUUAUACUUUUAUCUUAAUAGUGUUUACUAGUUAGCUAGUUUGAGCUAUAGACUCUCAAAGCUUUCUUAUAUUAUCCAUGUUUUCAAAUGGUUGGAUUAUCACACUGGAGAAUCCCAUUGCUCUAUUACUUGUAAUCUCAAGGAGACUGCAUUUAAACUGUAAUUACUUUCAGUUUUGAUGUAGAUUUAUUAGCAUUGAGUGAUAUCUACAUGAUCCCCCUGUUUAUAUACAUAGAAGUGUUUGUGAUUAUCUGACUGGAGAAUUCAUUGUUCUGUUACUUUUGAUGUCUAGUGGAUUCAACGGCAUUGUGUGA
Messenger RNA from Dioscorea cayenensis subsp. rotundata (Guinea yam), 882 nucleotides. RefSeq lists its product as uncharacterized. The record is from RefSeq and is a predicted model, not a curated record. Gene Ontology annotation, molecular function: iron ion binding. The coding region runs from base 108 to 599 and encodes 163 amino acids. NCBI's taxonomy places the organism in Eukaryota, Viridiplantae, Streptophyta, Magnoliopsida, Dioscoreales, Dioscoreaceae. The transcript is spliced from 4 exons.